Molecule: messenger RNA, 1852 nt
Organism: Paraglomus brasilianum
Lineage: Eukaryota; Fungi; Glomeromycota; Glomeromycetes; Paraglomerales; Paraglomeraceae
Source: the annotation of a GenBank genome assembly
ACUUGACGAAGAGAACGCAGAUCUAGAGUUUUUGGAGGAGAACCUCCGAAGGACGAAUAUCUUGACUGAAAAAAUGGUCACUAUUUUAAGCCAUUUCUACGAAUCUGUUUUCGAGCAAACUGGUAUGCUAAAUGUUUUCGAUGCUCGUCUCGUAAGACUCGAAGAUUCAAUUCUGCCAAUUCACAAGUCAAGUCAGGCUUUGACGCAUUUGACGGAUAAUAUUGACAAGACGCGUUAUGCAUUAAGUGAAAUUAUUGAAUAUUUUGAUCUCGUCGAGAGAGAAGAGCAAGCGAUAAAGAGAGGGCCAAAGGAGAAUCUAGAGUCGUACCUCAACUCGGUCGGCAAGUGUAAAAGGGCAAUGGAAAUAUUAGUCGGUACACGUUUGAGAUCCGGCGAGAAAGCGAUGGGUCAGCUGAAACAAUUAUUAAAGGCAGCGAUGCUACAAUUAGAAGAACUGUUUCGCGAACGUCUCACAAAGUGGAGUGAUCCCAUAGAACCGCUUGCAUAUAUCCUAAAAAAUCGUGAGAUGCCAGUAAUACCUACGGUACCAUUGGAAAAUCUUGCCAGGCUUUCUUCGUAUCUUGCGGGCUCGGAUAUUGAGCUCGGAUAUUCGAGCGACUUUGUUAGAGUAUAUGUAGACGUGAGGUCUGCAUAUUUACAAAAGUCAUUGACAUCUUUGGCCCAAGGAUCAAUUAACACGGCUGAAAAGAGAAACACAACAGUAUACGAAAAGGGUACUUGCGGAUUCAUUUCAUAUGUCGAAGCCUUGCUUAGAAUGUUUGAGGCAGAAUAUAUGAUAUCGUCAAAUAUUCUUCCGUCUGCCUUUGUUGCAGCAGGCUUUCGCGGCGCGAUACAACCAGCCCUUGACUCGUUUGUAGAAGUUGGAAAAACGCUGACGAGUAGAGUCAAGAAAAAUAUGUCUACAGAUGUCUUUUUGGCUUUUGAUAUGUUGGAAACUUUGACUAGAAACCAACCUGCAUUCGAUGAGCUGUUUAGGCUCACCGGAAGCAAAGACGUUGGAUACGGAGAACUCACGCAUUCCAUACGUGGAAUCACAAUGCGAUCGUUUGCUGAUUUCAUAGACGAGAUUAAGAAUCCUCCUACGAAACUCUUGGGUGUGCCCAUUGAUGGGACGGUGCAUGAAAUUACAAUAACGACAUUACAACAUAUGAAACGCUUGGAAGACUAUCCAGAGACAGUGGAAGCGAUGCUUGUAACACUAGGAGACGGUAACUGGCAUGUCUCGGAUAAAGAGGCGAAUUUCAUGCGUGAUAGAUCAACAGCUGGGAGUACGAUUGUGCGUCGUUACUUUGGUAUGAUAGCGUUUGUAAUCCGUCCUAAUCGUCAAGAUUCCGACACGUUUGUUUACGCUCUGUUUAACCAUUCUUCUGCUUUCUACAUAGCCGACUGUCUCGAUGCACUUGCAACCGGUCUCGAAAAUAGAGCCAAGGCCUACAAGAAAUCUGCAUUGACUUACAUCUUCCUCCUCAAUAAUUACCAUUACGUUCUCAAGUCGAUACGUACUCAGUAUGUGCCCCUACUUGACAAAGAGGUUGAAACAAAGUUUGAAAGGGCAGUGAAGAAAAACAAUGAUUCCUAUCAAGACACGUGGAAAGUAUGUUUCGGCUUUCUUAUGGAUUACACAUAUGUACGAGGUGGAGCGCUGAAAUCCUCAAUUGGAUCAGAUAAGCAAUCUGCAAAAGAACGAUUCAAAAACUUUAACAACGAAUUUGAUGAAUUAUAUAAAUACCACAAGACAUUUACUGUUCCUGAUCCUGAGUUACGCCAUAAGGUUGUAAACGACAUUAGAGCUGUAUUACUUCCGAUGUAUAACAGAUUCCUGGAGAGGUAA